Closterium sp. NIES-65 is the source of this 4371-nucleotide messenger RNA. The record is from the annotation of a GenBank genome assembly. NCBI's taxonomy places the organism in Eukaryota, Viridiplantae, Streptophyta, Zygnematophyceae, Desmidiales, Closteriaceae.
AUGCCGCCAGCGCCGGUGCCGUACGGCCAGCGGCAGCACCAGCAGCUGCAGCAGCAGCAGCAACCGCCUCGGCCGGGCCUGAGCGCUCGACCGCGUGCGACAGCCAGUUCGUCCUACGAGCAGCGACCGUCGUACGAGCAGCGGCCAUCGUACGAGCAGCGGCCAUCGUACGAGCAGCGGCCGUCGUACGAUCACCGACCGCCGUACGAUCACCGUGCGUCGUUCGAUCAACGGCAGUCGUACGAACGAAGGCCGUUAUCCGCAUCUCCCGGUAUCGCCGCGGUUCGUUCGUACAGCACGGACGUCCCUCCCGAUUUUUACAAUCCGCGACCGCUUUCGGCAGCAGCGGGCGUGCCACGUGGCCGCAGUGUGAGCGACGACGAUGGGUAUACCGGAGACGACUCGACGUCAGGUCGACCAAUGGUUGACCGACCCGUGGAAGGCCGACAAACCGGUCCGUCAUCCGGUUAUCCCGCAAACCCUUAUCAGGCCCCUCAUCAGGCCCCUUAUCAGGCUUCUUAUCAGGUCCCUUAUCAGGUCCCUUAUCAGCCGCCGCAGCCGCCGUACCAUCACUCGCAGCUUAGUCCUCACGGCGGCGACAUUGCGUUGAAAAAGCCUCUUAGUCCGAGACAGGUCAGGAGCCCUAGAGCGCUUAGCCCGCUCGCUGCUGCCGCGUUCGGCAUGCGCGGGGGUUACGGCGCGCCGGGGAGGGGGAAUGAGGAGUGCGUGUACGGGGAAGACGAGGAGGGGGAGGAGGAGGAAGGCCGCGAGCGCAGCUUGCGCGCGGGGAUAUUGAGGGGCGCGGCGGCGCUGAGGGAGCGGCAAGCGGGGUCGUCGGACGACGGCGCGAGUACCUCCCCCACGUCUAUUGGCUCCCCCGGGGUUCUGCCGGGCGGGGGCGCGGGAUGGAGCGGAGGGGCCGGCGGAGGAUUAGGCGGCGCAGGCGGAGGAUCUGACCCGUCAAAUCGUCCUAGCACUGCGAGCAGCACCAGCAGCACCAUGAGCGGCGGCGGCGGCGGGUUUGGCGGAGGGUUUGGCGGAGCGGGGAGUAGCAGCAGCAGCAGCAGCACGGGGGUGACGGUGAUACGCGGAGUCAUGGCCGGCGGAUCCGUGGGUAGAAGCGGGGGAACAACCCUAGCGGGAAAGCAGGUGGUGAUUCGAAUUCGACCAAGAGGCGGCUCCAUAGACGCGUCGCACGGAGUGGGUUCCACCAGCAGCAGCAGCGGCGCUGGCGGCGGCGACGGCGGCGGCGGCAGCGCGGCGGACGUAGGCAGUGGCGCGGCGGCAGCGGGUUUCACGGCGACGGUGACGGCUGUGCUUCCGGCGGGCGCGGGGUCCCCCCGUUCCCCGUCCAGCGCGCGCAAACGGGAGGCGGGGGGGGCGGGCGCGCCUGGCGCGGGCGGAGGGAGGCUAGAGGGGGUAGGUAGGCACACAUUCGCAGCAGGCAGCACAGGCGGCGAUGGUGCUACGGAAGGCGGGUAUUCCCGAGAGGCCAACCUCACUCUCCCUGGCAAGCGAACCGACGCCUCGGCCGAACCUAGGUUCAAAGGUGUGACGCGGUUAGGCUCGGUGGCGGCUGCCGAAGCAGCAGCCGCGGCAAUUGCGGUGGCAGACGCGGCGGCUGUAGCGCAGGCGGGGAAAGCGGGGUGGGAGCCGCCUCUCAGCCCCCCAGGGGUGCCCGCCAUCCCCGCGGAGGGCCGUCUGAGCAGCGAGGGAGACGUUUUUCUUGAGUAUCUGCGCAAGGCGGGCGAGGGGAGGGCAGCUGCGCAGUAUGACGUGGCAGUGUGCUACGGAGGGGGCUUUGGCGUGAAGCAGGAUAAGUCCCUCGCCGCGUACUGGUUCCGAAAGGCGGCAGAGCAGGGAUUGGCGCGCGCACAGUACGCUCUAGCAGAGUGCUACGAGGCAGGCGCGGGCGUUGAGAGAGACGAAGAGGAGUCCUUCCGGUGGUUCUUCCGGGCGGCGAGCUUCGGCAGCGGCAAGUACUUAGUCAAGCUGGGGCUGUGCUUUGAGCGGGGAUUCGGCGUGACAGAGUGUCCUGUAGCGGCGCUGUACUGGUACCACAAGGCGGCGGAGCAGGGGCCGAAAUUCGCAGCGCAGGUGGAGAAGCGCAUGGAGGUGCUGCAGCGGCAGCGGGAGGAGGAGAUCAUGAGCGCGCGGGGGGAGGGCGUGCCGGUGGAGUGCAUCUGCCCGCUGACAGGCAGGAUGAUGGAGGACCCGGUGGAGCUGCCUGAGACGGCCGUGUGCUGUGAGCGCGCCCAGGUCAAGACGUUCUGGGACCACUGCGAACUCAGAUGCCCUGUUACCAACCAGGUGGGUGGGUUACAAACCAGGUGGGUGGGUUACAAACCAGGUGGGUGGGUUACCAACCAGGUGGGUGGGUUACCAACCAGGCUUCCUCCUCUCAUGUUUAAACCCUUCACCCUUGUCUUUGCACUCUUCCCACCUUCCCUCCACCCACCCACCCACUUACUCUCCCUGCGCCAGCCUCUCAAGGUGAAGGACAUGAAGACAAAUCUUGCCAUCCGGCGCCGGGUCACUGAGUGGAAGCGCAAGCGGCAGGCGGAGCAGGAGGCGCUACAGGGGCCAGUGGGGCCUCGGGCGUCCACCUGCCAGGCAGUCGAGGGCGAUGAGUGGGGGACGGAAGGGGAAGACGAGGGGGAGCACGGCCGGGCUUAUGGGCCGCACGAGGAGGAGGAGGACGAGGAGGACGAGGAAGGGGAGGAGGGUGUGGGUGGGACGGCGGUGGACAAGUCAAGAGAGGGGGACAGCGAGGAGGGCGAGGAUGGAGAGGAGGGAGAGGUGGCCGUGGGGCGGGCGUUGGCUCGUGAUUCGUCCCGCGACCUGUCUCACAGCUACAGCCGAGGCUCCUCCUCCCGGGCGUACAGUGAGAGCGUGCCAUCUGAGCCGUCCAUGCGCCGAGAUGCGUCCCUGGACGAGCCUAGGAGAGUCAAGGUGUCCAUGCCCCGGGGUGGAGCGCUCUUAUCACAGAGUGCUCUUAUUACUGGUGCUCUUAUCACUGGUGCUCUUAUCACUGGUGCUCUUAUCACUGCAUCUCAAUGUCCACACUUCUCUGCCUGUCCCUCUAUCUCUCCUCCCCCGAUCCCACCCUCUGGAGGCGAGUCCCACCAGCACCGAUCACAGCACAGUCACACCAGCAUUCUUCAUGGCACGACCGCCUGCCUGCUGCUGCAUCGCUUCCGUCCACCCUAUGCACGUGAUCCGCGCGCUGCCGUGCGCUGUGUUCAGAUUCUCACCGGCACAUCCCUCUGCGUGCCCUGCCCCUCCACCUCUCUCCCUUCUCCCCCCUCCUCUCCCCACACCCCACCCGUGCAGGUGAGUCCGCGCACGGUGAGUCGGCGGAGCCAACCAGUGAUUGAUUGUGGGCCGCGGUGGGCGCUGGCACGCUACCGCGAGGUGCUGGAGAAGCUGCUGCCCGUCGCGGAGCCAGUGAUUGACUGCGGAGCAAGUGAUCGACUGUGGGCCACGGUGGGCGCUGGCACGGCGGAGCCAGUGAUCGACUGUGGGCCGCGGUGGGCGCUGGCACGGUACCUGGAGGUGCUGGAGAAGCUGCUGCUCGUGCAGCGGGAAGCUGGACAGAACCUUCUGGGGUCGUGUGCAGGGGGGCCGGGCGGCUCGGGCAGGGGAGCGGGGGAGGGCGAGGGGGAGGUGUGGGAGGCGGUGGAGGCACUGGAGGGGCUGUGUGCACGGGGGGUGCAGCAGCUGCUGGAUGACUUCAGGGCCGCGCUGCUGGCCUGCAGCCAGCCCUUGGACACAGCAGAGCUGCAUGAGGCGGCAGCAGCAGCAGCAGCAGAAAUGGCCCUUUCUGGCCCGCUCCCUACCGCCACUGCUAAGCCCAAGGGGCACGCGCACAAGGGGGGUGGGGGGUCUGCAAGGGAAGGCGGGGAGGAUGGGGGAAGGCACUCCGCCCCCUUCCCCUCGCCUGCCCAUGCUGACAGGCAUGGCGCUUCUGGUGCCGGUGUCAGUGGUGUUGCUGGUGGUGGUGCUGCGGGUGCUGGUGAUGGGACGGGGUCGUUGGUUGGUGAUUCUGUUUCUGCGACUGGGAGUGGGACAGGGAACAGUAUUCACAGGAGUGGUAGUGGGGGCGGCGGGGGGAGUGGGAGGGGGAAGGGGAGGGAGAGGGAGGGGAGGGUGAUGAGGAGGCCCACCAAGUGGGCGGGGGCGGACAAGGCAGCGGUGGGGCUGCGGCAGGUGGUGCAGGUGCUGGCUAGAGCAGGCCACUUCGACCGCUGCUUUGACAUUUACAGGUGGGCGGGGUGGGGCUGCUGGUGGUUGGGGUUGCUGGUGUGGGGUACCCCAGUGUGUGUGAUGGGCGUUGUAGAUGGGAGUGCCUCGUUGCAGUCGGUGGAGUAA